CCCUCUUCGUUUUCAGCCUCAGGAGCCGGGGAGGCUCGGCUGACCUGCUGACUGGGAACCAGAAAUGGCAGCUACGCUGGGCAGCGGGGAGCGCUGGACGGAAGCUUACAUUGAUGCAGUUAGAAGAAACAAAUACUCAGAAGACAGACCCCAUGAAAGUCAUGACCUCUGUGGCUGCUGUAACUGCAUGAAUGCGAAACAGGAAAAGAAGUCUGAGAAUGAGUGGAAUCAGACCUGGCAGGGUGAGGGGAGUGCCACUUAUACUGAGGAGCAGCUGCUUGGGGUGCAAAGGAUCAAGAAAUGCAGAAAUUACUAUGAGAUUCUGGGUGUUUCUCGAGAUGCCAGUGAUGAAGAGCUUAAGAAAGCUUACCGAAAACUCGCCCUGAAAUUUCACCCUGACAAGAACUGUGCUCCUGGAGCAACAGAUGCUUUCAAAGCAAUAGGAAAUGCCUUUGCAGUGCUUAGCAAUCCUGACAAGAGACUCCGCUAUGAUGAAUAUGGAGAUGAACAGGUGACUUUCACUGCUCCUCGAGCCAGACCUUAUAAUUAUUACAGGGACUUUGAAGCUGACAUCACUCCAGAAGAGCUAUUCAAUGUCUUCUUUGGAGGACAAUUUCCUACAGGAAAUAUUCAUAUGUUUUCAAACGUGACAGAUGAUGCCCACUAUUACCGCCGGCGGCACCGACAUGAGAGGAUGCAAACGCGGAAGGAGGAGGAAGAAGAUAAACCUCAGACUACGUAUUCUGCAUUUAUUCAGUUACUUCCAGUUCUUGUGAUUGUGAUUAUAUCUGUCAUUACUCAGCUGCUAGCUACUAAUCCCCCAUACAGUCUAUUCUACAAAUCGACCUUGGGCUAUACCAUUUCUAGAGAAACCCAGAACCUGCAGGUGCCUUACUUUGUGGAUAAAAACUUUGACAAGGUCUACAGGGGAGCAUCUCUGCGUGAGCUGGAGAAGACAGUAGAGAAGGAUUACAUUGAUUACAUCCAGACGAGUUGUUGGAAGGAGAAACAACAAAAGUCGGAGUUGACAAAUUUGGCGGGAUUGUACAGAGAUGAACGAUUGAAAGAGAAAGCAGAGUCGCUGAAACUUGAAAACUGUGAAAAACUUUCCAAACUUAUUGGCCUACACAGAAGUGGCUGAUAGGAUGAUAGUUCUACACAGGGUCGGGGUUUUACUACUUGUUACUAUUUAUGUUCCUAACUCCAUUUGAUAAUACAAAACUAGGAGAUCAUGAACAUUUUACAAUUUGCUAACUUUGGUGGGCUGAGUUGAAGGCACUUGAGCAUGGAACCAGACUUACCACAGAAUCCUUCCUGGGGAUUGGCUCUAGGGGCCAGAAACAGUUCAUCUGAGUUGAAUUAAUGGCAACGUGUUGGAUUCAGCCUCCCUGCCCCACACCUGCCCUGCCUCUAGGAAUGUAGAGGCAUCCCACAGCAGGUUCAUGCACCCUUCCUUCUUCCCUUCUUCACCAACCAGUCAUUCCUAGGCAUAGCCAAAGCAGCUUUAUAUUAGUUGUUUACAAAGUGCACCAAGAAUUAUACCUCUCCCUUCAUGAGAGUCAUCAUCUUCCCCAGAAUUCAGCCUUUGGAACAUGUUCCUACUCAUAGUUCCAUUUUCUAAGGGGAAUGUAGAGCAAUGUAAACUAUUAUAGUCAAUACUUUUCUAUUUGCCUAAUCUCUAUCCAGAAUUAUUAGCAAAAUUGCUGAUUUGAGUUUCUUCUAGUUCUUUAACACUCCCUCUCUUGCAGAGGGUUCCAGAAAUUAAAAGCAAUUGAGUGAAACAGUUCAAUGGAAGUAGGGGCCAGGGGCGAAGGUAAAAGGCAACACUUUGUCUCAGCUUCUCAGUCCAUCAUAGUACCCAGAGAAUGUCCUUUUUGUCAUUUCCCUUUGCAGCAUCACAGGAACUGGGUCCCUGCACCCCACAGAGGUACAGUGGUCAGACCUAAGAGGAGUCGGCACUGCCAGCUGCCUGGACCACUUGCUCGUGCCUGGGCGUGGAGGGGAAAGACCUUCUUUCCAUGGCAGUGGGGGUCCGGUGAUGGCCCCAGCAGUCUCUGUGUAACCCAGCGCCCUGUAGUUUGUGAUAGGACAUGUUUUUUCACAUAGUCAACACUCAUUGAGUGCCUAGCAUGAAGCAGGGGCUCUCACAUGCAUCUUCUUACUUCAGCCUCCUCACAGCUCUGUGAAGUAGACAGGUUAUCCCCAUUUUUAUGAAGGAGAAUACUGGCCCAGAGAGGAUGAAUGGUUGACCUGGGCCACCCAUGACCUGGGUCACACAAGUGAUAGUGGCAGAGCUGGGUGGUAGUCUGAUUAUCAAGUAGAAAUGGAGAUCAUCCCAAUUUCUCAGGUGAUUCUAGCCAGAUUGUAAAACAGGAUCUUUCCCAAGGAUGCCCCUGUCCUCCCGGCCCUGUGACCCUGUAUCCUUCCUACGGCAGUCCUUCAUCCACGCAGGACACCUUUCCCCUGGUCUUUAGAAACCAGGACUCUGUACCAACUUAGUAUACAAAACAAAAGGUCCCUCAAAGGCAGGCAGCCCUUCCCCCUGGUGACGAGGAAGGAGUAAGUUGCUGCCUGGGCCAUGUGGUUCUGGGCCUUCCUGCGACAUAAGCCACCAGACUGGGGCUGCCUAGAUUAACAGAAAUCUGAACCUGGAAGGAUCAGUAGCUGACUCUAGUCAACACUCAUAUUUCCUUCAGUAUGGAAGAAAAGUUCCUGUCGGACGGAGAUUCAACAUGAAAGCUGAUUUCCAGAGUGGAGUUUCUCCUUUCAGAUGCCCAGCCAUGAUUCACACAGACGUGUCCAGUUCGGUUCCGCAUGUGGGCAUUCCACAGGGUCAGGAGAUGCCUCCCGAGGUAAAGAGUGGGCGUUACUGACCGGUAGGGGACAGCUGCUCGGCUGUGGGGAGGGGGAGCAGCUCCAGGCACAGCCAGAUUUUGCUGCCCAACUGUGUCUCUCCUCCUGGGUGGUGGGGGCUUCCUUGAUGCCCUCUGAGUGACUGAGGGGGUUUACAUGGUAAAAUGUGCCUGUGAGCCCAGCAAGCUUAUGGAAAGUUUUCCUGUGCAAAAAUGAGCGUUCUCUUCGACCCUAACCCCUGCUAGAAAGUGGGCCAUAACUAAACUGACGACAGUUAAAAAAGACCCUGCUCUAGAUGCCCAUGAAGACUGUAGCCACACAUUUUCUGGGUUUCAUGGCAGACAUUCGUUACCUAUGAUGAUACGACAUAGAGGCAAUACUAACUCCAAUAAAUGUCAGGCCUGUUGUCUGUUUUUAUAACACUGAUGGUACUGUUUUAUUUAUUACCUAGUAGACCACAACACUCACAUCUGCUUUUCCUCAAGGGAAUGGUAUUUGCAUUUGGUUGAAGGAUAGAUUAAUCUAUUUGAUAUGGUCCAGAAUAUUGUUAAACUGUACUUUCCUGGGUUAUAGUUUAGAUAGGUUAUCUGCAUGGUGGUAAAAAAUAAGCAUUUUCCUCUUGCCUACAUCCCUUGGAAGGUUUUCUAGUCAUAUAUAAGCUCUUUAGGCAAGGCUUAUUCUUGCUGGCUGAACUUGGCAUGCAGCUCUAGUCUGCAUCUAUGAGCAGCGGGGCAGAUUGAAGAUGUGUGGUGAGAAAGCGGCUAUGAAAUAGGGCUUUGAGGCUCAAGCAAAAACGGAGGCUCUCGUCAUUAGAAUGAUAGUGCUCUUUGCACUGCAUGAUCCGCAGUGAGGAAGGGAGCGUGAAAAUCCUCACCACAGGGGACACUGCAGCUUGAAGGGAUCCGUGUCCCCAGAUUAGCAACCCUGGGAUUCAUCUGCCCAAACCAGAAAGCAUCUGAACUUCCUUGAUCAGCUCCAGGCCUCACAUCUUGGAAGAAGUGACCAGUAUGAAAAUAAAUUGGUAUGCUUUCUGUUGGAAACUAUUAGAAACUACACUGAACUCCAAACCCCAUCGGAACAUGGGAUCCAGCAGCCUGGCCAAGCUAUAUGUUGUUCUCAUUUUUCACCCUCACACUCAGGACUGGCUUUGUGAGAAGGCACUGCUGGGAUUCCAGAAGCUUUCUGUUACAACUGACCAUACAUGCAAGUUGUUUCUGCAUGCUCUGUUCCUCACAGGAGCUAGCACUUAAUUAGUAUUUAUUUUAGAUUCAUUCAAGGUGUAAGCUUAGUAUCCUAAUAACAUUUGUUUUUGGAAAGGGCCAAGUUACUGUACUUCUUUUUUGAGCCUGCAUUGUUGAUACCUCGUGCAAUGACCAUCAAGUAACUAUAUACCCAUGUGUUAGAUAUGAUUACAUCAUUUGCAUCCCAUUCAGUAUUUGGAAUUAAAGAUGUGAAUGUUCUGUGACCAGAGCCAGGUUUGACACAGAAGGAAUCAGCUCCUGGUGGAGUCCGAGUCCUAAAAAAUCUGGUCACCUGAUCUACUUCAUCUGGAUUGAGUGUAUUUUAACACACAAAAAAAUUAAAUGAUUUUAUAUUAAAAAAA
Molecule: messenger RNA, 4456 nt
Organism: Pteronotus mesoamericanus
Lineage: Eukaryota; Metazoa; Chordata; Mammalia; Chiroptera; Mormoopidae
Gene: DNAJC18
Product: DnaJ heat shock protein family (Hsp40) member C18
Exons: 8
Coding region: 65-1141 (358 amino acids)
Biological process (GO): cellular response to misfolded protein
Cellular component (GO): endoplasmic reticulum membrane
Molecular function (GO): Hsp70 protein binding
Source: RefSeq, a predicted model, not a curated record